AUGAAAAAACUGGAGAGGCCCAAGAGAGGAGCUGUGUCUGCAGUUUGGAAGUUUUUUGGUUUGAAAAAAAUCCGACGCAGACAAAAGACUCGUCCACACCAAGCUGAAGCUGAAGGUAUUUAUGGUCAGAACUGGGGUGUGGAAUAUCCUGAUAGUAUCUGUGCCCUGAAGGGUUCAUCAAGGAUAACAGCACAACUGGAUGAGGAGUUAAAUACACUGGAGAGAAAAUCUGAUAAAUCCAGUGAAUCAGUAAAUCUGGCAUCACAGGCAAGCACAUUUCUGAACAAUUCUGAGACACUGGUCUCUUCACUGGUGAAAGCAACAGACACAGAAGAACUCCUCAACUUUACCUCCAACACCACUGAAGUGAAAGUCUACACUGUCGGACCAAACGCCACUGUAAGGAACAUCCUUCGGCUCAGUAAUACUGCCGCUCUCAUGGAUAUCGACAUCAUCAGUAUUGCAAAGAACAACAAGGGACAUGCAUCUGCGGCCUUCAUGACGUACGACAACAUGUUAGAAAUACUGAAGCCCACCUUCUUCCCCUCAAAGAAAGACACAGUCAACACUAUGAUGUCCACAGUAGUCUCAGCCUUCCUGCCCAAAACCACCAACAAAACGCUUACCAAUCCAGUUAACUUCACCCUGAAACACAUCAUAGACAUGGAUCCUGCAGGAACCCUUUACUGUGUCUACUGGGACAAAACUGAAUGGAGCACAAAUGGCUGUGUGAGAAUCAGUGAGGAAAAUUCCAAUGAUACAAUCUGUUCCUGCACACACUUGUCUACCUUUGCUCUCCUCAUGCAAACUGAAAAAUUACCUGAGUGGAGUCAUCGCUUGGAGCUGCUGAACACCAUUGCUUUUGCAGUAGGGCUGACAUUGCUGUCCUUGGCUGUUCUGACCUUCAUCCUGUUUCGUAAGAACUCGAGAGUGAGCAGCGUACUUCGACUGAACCUCUGCAUCUGUCUGCUGCUAGCACAACUCCUCUUCCUGCUUACUCAACGUUUUCUGGCUCACAGCAAUUACAAGGUGUUAGCAUGUGCUGUGUUUGUGGGAAUAUUGCACUUCCUUUUUCUCUCUGCAUUUAUGUGGAUGUUCCUUGAGGCCAUAACACUCUUCAUCUCGGUGAUGAACCUAUCAAAGAUCAAAUCCAGGCGGAGGGAGGUGCUUCAGUGGAAAUACCAGCUUGUGAUUGGUUAUGUGGUCCCCACUCUUGUGGUUGGUAUAUCUGUGGCUGUUCAGCGUGACGGUUAUGACAGUGAGACGUGCUGGAUUAAGUUGGGGACGAGCUUUGUCUGGAGUUUCUUGGGUCCUGUUUGCUUCAUUCUUGCAGUGAAUUUGAUCCUCUUCAUCACCAUCAUCAUCACUCUUCAGUGUACACUGAUGCACCUGAGCGGUGAUGUCUCACAGAUCAAAACCAGCAGGACUAUGGUGUUCAAAGCACUGGCCCAGUUUUUUAUACUGGGUUGCCCCUGGAUAAUGGGGUUCUCCACAAACAUCAGUGAGGGGGCAGAGAUCAUCUUCCUACUCCUCACGUCCCAGCAGGGCACCUUCAUCUUCCUGGUCCACUGUGUCCUCAAUAAAGAGGUAAAACAGAAACAGUUUCAAAAAUCUUUGAAUUUUUUUAGCAUGCAUAUGCGGUUUGAAUGCUACGAGAAUGUUUUCAUGAGCCUCAUCAAGUUUACCGUGUCUGACAAACGACAGUCGAACCUCGACUCUCGUAUUUAUGGUCAGAACUGGGGUGUGGCAUAUCCUGAUAGUAAUUGUGUCCUGAAGGGUUCAUCAGUAAACAUGUCCUGCUCCUACACAUAUCCCAAUGAUAGAUAUGGACAGAGUUACAUCAUCAACAACAUUCAGUCCAAUAACAGCGGACUAUACUACUGUGAGGCCCAGAAUAAACAUGGCUCUCAGAGAACCACUGCUGUUCCAAUCAAAGAGAAAGCUGUCGCUGCAGCCCUUUUGGCAUACCGGUACCUCUCAGUCUAUUCCGGAGGUCCCCGUGCUAGCCAAGCCCGGAAGGCCUCCUUCUUCAGCCUGACGGGUCCAUGA
This is a messenger RNA of Chanos chanos (milkfish), 2049 nucleotides long. RefSeq names its product adhesion G protein-coupled receptor E3-like. The coding region runs from base 1 to 2049 and encodes 682 amino acids. The transcript is spliced from 15 exons. Gene Ontology annotation, biological process: cell surface receptor signaling pathway; adenylate cyclase-activating G protein-coupled receptor signaling pathway. Gene Ontology annotation, molecular function: G protein-coupled receptor activity. NCBI's taxonomy places the organism in Eukaryota, Metazoa, Chordata, Actinopteri, Gonorynchiformes, Chanidae. Gene Ontology annotation, cellular component: plasma membrane. The record is from RefSeq and is a predicted model, not a curated record.